Molecule: messenger RNA, 3939 nt
Organism: Trichosurus vulpecula (common brushtail)
Lineage: Eukaryota; Metazoa; Chordata; Mammalia; Diprotodontia; Phalangeridae
Gene: CD44
Product: CD44 molecule (Indian blood group)
Exons: 19
Coding region: 160-2478 (772 amino acids)
Biological process (GO): positive regulation of ERK1 and ERK2 cascade; inflammatory response; cell adhesion
Cellular component (GO): macrophage migration inhibitory factor receptor complex; basolateral plasma membrane; plasma membrane
Molecular function (GO): cytokine receptor activity; hyaluronic acid binding
Source: RefSeq, a predicted model, not a curated record
CUCCUUCAUCAAAACUGCAAGCAAACUUCCGAGACUCUCUCACUCCUGGACCGACUCAUCAGACUCGGACGUGUUCUUUGGUGCCUUUGUCUUAGCAGCUCCGACUGGGGAAACUCUGAGUUUGUUUACAGAGAAAGAGAGAGAACCCCAGGGCAGACAAUGGACAACUCUUGGAGUCGUACAAUUUGGGGAUUAUUCUUGGUGCAGCUGAGCCUGGCCCAGAUCGAACUGAAUAUUACCUGCAGAUAUGCAGGAGUUUAUCACGUUGAGAAGAAUGGCCGAUACAGUAUUUCUCGAACUGAGGCUGCUGAUCUUUGUAAGGCUUUUAACAGCACCCUCCCUACCCUGGCGCAGAUGCAACAAGCACUGGACAUCGGGUUCGAGACUUGCAGGUAUGGUUUCAUAGAUGGACAUGUUGUAAUUCCACGAAAGACGCCCAGAUUUCUCUGUGCAGCAAAUAACACUGGGGUAUAUAUCCUUCCCUCAAAUAUGUCGCAAUAUGACACCUAUUGCUUCAAUGCCUCAGCCCCUCUGGACAAAGAAGACUGCUCAAGUGUCACAGACAUACCAAGUAUAUUUGAAGGACAAAUCACCAUAGGCAUUGUAAACCCUGAUGGAACCCGCUAUACGAAGAAAGGAGAAUAUCGGACCAAUCCUGAAGAUAUCAACCCCAGCUUCAGUCCAGAUGAUGAUGGGAGCAGUGGAUCUGCAGGAGAGAGGAGCACCAUGGGUGGUUCCACCAUCAUUCAGACAACAUAUGAUGAUGUAACCCCUACUUCCUUCAAAGUCCCUAGCAUUGAUGACCAUGAAGACUUUCCUUCAGUCACCAAGACUCAUCCCACUGCUGAAACAUCACCUCAGCCACAAAAUAAUGCAAUGUUGUCAUGGUUUGCUGGUUCACCACUUCAGAGUAUGGACUCAACUGCCACCUCAGCAGACCUGGAACCAAAUGAGGAAAGUGAAGAAGAAAGAGAAAAAUCUCCCAGUUAUUCUGGAUCAGGCAUUGAUGAUGAUGAAGAUUUUAUCAGUACCACUUCAGCUUCAACACGUGCUACAAGUCAAGAAACGAUCCAAGGCUGGCAACACUGGGCACAUGGUCACCCAAAUCCUGAAGAACAACCUCAAACAACAGCAAAAGUGACUGCUAUGGUGGACAUGAACAGAAGUGAUGAUAGGGCUCAUGGUGAAAAUUCAACCCAAGAAUCACAGCCUCCUCUUAUCAUUGGUCGGAACCAUGAAGGUUAUGAUGGACAUCACUCUUCAAGUACAACCUUGGACAUACCUAGCAGUACGACCCAAGAAACAACAAUCCAUCAACAAGGAGGGGGAUGGUUUUGGUGGCAUCCUCAGCCAACAAAACAUGCUGAGAAGACAGCAGAGACAACGGCCCAGGACACAUAUUCCACGCAGGAAAUAACAACCCAGAGGCAAGAUGAUUCCUGGAUAGGCUACCUCGAUCCAAUUUCCCAUCCAAUGGAACACCACACUCCAACAGGAAGGAACAUGGAUGGAAAACAUACAGAAGCAUCUACCCAUGAUCCAAUGGGAGGUGGUACCUCUUUUUUCUCAAACUUUAAUGAGGAACCAUCCCCCAUUUCACCUUCUACUCCCAUGAGUACUGUGACUUCCGGAAUUACUGAAGUGAUCUUUCAAGAUUUUGAUUCCGGAAAUGAAAAAUUCCAAACAGAUACAGCACCUCACCACUCAACUGCAGAUCCAAACGAAGGGUGGAUAGAAGACAAAGGUACCACAGAUUAUCCUCCAAUGGCCACUGCAGAACAGAAUCAACCUCAGAGCACCUCCAGACCGAGUACAGGUUUGGAAGACAGCCACGAGCAUCCCACAGUUCCUUCUCCAACGUCUCUCACAGAUGGAGACGAUGUAAACCUUCCUGAAGACUCAACCACUCCUGUCGAAGAUUCCUUUGUUGAUUUCGCAGGCACAAAUGAGAACACAGUCCACUCCUCAGUGACCCCCAAGACUACUGGGUUGCCAGGAGUUACUAAACCUACUGUUUUGGGAGGUUUUAUUCCUGAUAAUGCACGGGUCCCUUCAGAUCAUGACGACUCACAUGCUGGUCAACCCCGUCGGCCUACCAUUACAGCAUAUCCAACGCCAUUCCCUGAUGGAAACCAAGGCCAAUCUGAACAAAAUCCCAACCUUAAAAGGAAGGCCAAAAUUCCAGAAUGGCUGAUUAUCCUCUCUGCUCUCUUGGCGCUGGCUCUGAUCUUGGCUGUCUGCAUUGCUGUCAACAGUCGGAGAAGAUGUGGGCAGAAGAAGAAGCUGGUGAUUAACAAUGGUAAUGGAGCAGUGGAUGACAAGAAGACCCCUGGGCUGAAUGGUGAUGCCAGCAAGUCUCAGGAGAUGGUGCAUCUGGUGCUCAAAGAGCCAUCUGAUGGUCAAGUGGGACAAGAUGACUACAUGACCUCUGAUGAAACCCGGAACCUGCAGAAUGUCGACAUGAAGAUUGGAGUAUAAGACCAGCCAGGCCUGCUUGUCAAAUGAGAGUUGGGGAAAUCACCAUUAUGUGGAACUGGGACUAACUCAGAUGCAAUGUGCUACUGAUAGUCAUGUUGGCUUUUUUUUUAAUCAGAUUUUUUUUCUUGUCCUUUGGGUUUUGUGUUGUCAUUAUUUUUUUUUUAAGUCAAGCCCAAGUUAUCAAAAUCAACAUUGUUGGAUAUGAAUUUGAUAAUACCAGUUCCUGCCUGGAGGGCUCCCACCAGCUGUGGUUUGUGAUGGGUGGCUGCUAGCUUGAACAAAAAUACAUUUCAUCUUCUCCUGUCCUUCUAGCCCUUUCCAUCCCCUCCUACCUUCUCCAGUCUCACCCACUCCCAUUCUACCUUCAGAAUCUUUGAAAAUAAUAAUUCCUAUGUCUAAAGAAGGUUCAAUGGCGAGGGGGAUGAAUGUUUAGAAGAAAACUUCAAAGCAAAACCAGGCAGAGUUUCAUUAGGCAGGGAUGGAAACACCUUCCCCAACAUUCUAGUUGAUUCAGGUUUUCAAGGAUGUGCUGGUUACUCAUCCACUAGAGACUUGACACUCUGGAAAGUUGCAAAGGCUCAUGGGCCAUGCCUGGAGGGUGAAGCUAUUUAUCUCUAGUAAACUAUUUAACUCUGUUUUGACAAGCCCAGCCCUGGAGGUCCAUUGAUCAGGGUGCCAUUGUCAGAGAAGAGAAAAGGUUUUAAAGGUCUGUAUUUCUGUCACCAGAACCAUGGAUGCCACUCUCCUUCAGUAGCUAAGCUCUCCCUGUGGGUAGACCAGAAGGCCGCCCAAAGCCAUUCCCUAGACUUUUUUCUUUUUUUUAGAAGUAGUACCCAUAAGCUCAGACACACUCAAGACAAAUCUCACAAGAGAUCAAAGAAGAUAUCAGUAUUGUCUCUCCAAGGUCUAAGAAGUCCCUCUCUCCUAGAACUGUAAUUUUAAGAGCCUUGGUCCUCACUAGUGUUCUAAUUCCCACCUGUUCUAUUGCCCUGAAGGUAACUUUAAAAUCACAUUAAAUAUGUAUGACAUACCACUUGCUGAGGUGAGAGGCAGGGGUUUUCCAGUUCAUCUGAUGUUCUUUUGAACCCUGGCCCAGCUAGUGAUGUCCAUGAAAAUCAACCCAUGCCCCUUCACCCUCAGAACACAGUGGAGAAAGCAAUGAAAGAUGAAAAAGGAAAGAGGAUGUAAAUAGUCAAUAUCCAACUUAGAGAUUGGAACGGGAUUUUUUUAUUGUUAUUUUUUGCUUUUUGGGGGGUGGAGAAGGGGAAGGGCUUCUAUGCAAGUGCUUUUUACCAGUGUAUUUAUUUUUAUUUUAACAGGCUAGUGGAAUCCAUUUUGCCCAGGGCAGGUCAUGGUUCUGGACAGAGCCAGAAUGGACCUUGAAAGUUAUCUUGAGGGGGCAGCUAGGUGGCGCAGGGAGUAGAGCACUGGCCCUGGAGGCAGGAGGACCUGAGUUCAAAU